Theobroma cacao (cacao) is the source of this 2405-nucleotide messenger RNA. Lineage: Eukaryota; Viridiplantae; Streptophyta; Magnoliopsida; Malvales; Malvaceae. The record is from RefSeq and is a predicted model, not a curated record.
UUGUGCUUAUAAUUUUCUUUUAUUUAUAGACAAUUAACUUUACAUUGAAUUUAAGAUUGUUGACUAUGCCAUGAAUCGAAUUUAAGAUCAGAGUCAACCGGUGGUCAGAUCAGAGUCAAUAUUUACAACCUUUGAGCCUGAAAUCAAGCAGCUGCUUCUUGUUGGACUACAAGCAGAAUUUUCAUUUGUUAGGAGUAUGGCUCGCUUUGCUGCAACUCUUGGACCUGUUGCAUGCAAAGUUGCUUCCCGCAGGAUUGAGCAAGCAUUGCCUCCGGGCUGUAAGUUUGGUCGUGGGUGGGUUGGAGAGUAUGAGCCACUUCCAACACCAGUAUUAAUGCUUGAGAGUCGUGCUCCAAAGGAAUCUGCCCUGUUUAUAAAGUUGCAGCGUGCUGCUGAUGCUCGAAAGGAUGAUGCAACUUAUGAGACCCCGGUUCCUUCUACUGGUGUUCGAAAGGAUGAUGUAACUUAUAAGACGGCUGUUCCUGCUAAGCCACAUCCUCUCAAUGUCCCUGCUUCAGAAGGGAAAUCAUCUUCAUUUCGUCCUGUUAGUGGCCAACAUCAGAAAGAAGGCCAUCUUUGUUUGCAGCUGCUGGGCCAAAGCCUGGUAAGCCUGUUAAUAGUAUUCAUUAGAAGCAAAAUUUGCCUCCCAGGAAAUUUUCUGAGCCUGAGAACAAGGUCUCAAAGCAAGUUGAGUUGAACUUGCCACCCACCGCCAACAAAAAUAAUACUGAUCUUAUCACUGAGAAGAAAAAUUCAAAUAAAUCAGAGACAGCGGCUUCCAAGUCAAGAGAGAUGGUUUCAAGGAACAUGAGUCUUGCAAGGGUUGUAUCUUCAAAGCAGAUCGAAACUAAUGUAGCUGUUGAUGGAGGGUUGCCUAAUGGAAAAAUCUCAAGUAAUUGUUUUAACAAUCGAGCAAUGAAUCCAUCUUCUGACGGUAUUCCUACACAAAUGGCCAAAGCAGCUGCCUACUACUCCCAUGGACAGGAGCAGGGCCUCAAUGACCCAGUUCAGUUUAUGAGGAUUUUGGCAGAAAAGGCUCAAAAGCAACAAAAUUCUUCAAAUCAGUUCCCCCAGCUGAUAUUCCACCUGCUAUGCCAUCUGUUCCACCUAUACGAAGAGAUGAUUCGAGCAGUGCUGCCGCUGCUCGUGCAUGGAUGUCUGUAGGAGCUGGAGCCUUCAAGCAAGCAACUCAAAAUUCCAGCACUUCGAAAUGCCAGAUAUCUGCAGAGCCAUUACACAACCCAGCUAGCUAGGGAAUUUCAUCCACAAGGUUCACGAGUUCCAGGGGAGCUUCCUCUUUCUGCAGGGAUGAUAUUUCAGCCACAGCCUGAGAAGAACAGUUUCCCACUUCAUACUUUUGCACCCCAACCUGGUCGGUUGAUGAAUGAAGCUCAAUUCCAAAACCGACCCAUGGUUUUCCCACAACUAGUGGCAACCGACUUGUCUAGGUUGCAAGUGCAGUCCCCUUGCCCAGGUCUUAGUCCACGAACACAGUUAAGGCAUUGUUGUAACAUGCGGAUAUAAGAACUCGAUAGCUAAAUUUUGAAAUUUGAGAAGUUUGUCAUUAAUUUUUUUUAUUUAAAUGUGAUUGAAAACCUAUUAAAUUUAUUUUAUUUAAUUUUAAAUUGAUUUUAGAUAUAUCUAAAAAAUAAUAAUUUGAUCUGUAAGUUUAUAAUUGGAUUCGGGAAUACGAUUAUGUGUGGGGAAAGAUUAAGAUCCGUGAUGCCCGUUUCACAAACGGUACCGUUUAAUCGUAUGUUGUUCUAUUUAAACUUUAAUUUUUAAUUUUAUCCUUAUGUUUCCUUAAUCAUUGUUUAUUAUUUUAUUUUUAUUUUACUUAUAACCUAAAACUUAUUAUUUGAUUUUAUGGGUGUGACGCGCACAUGACACAAUUAUGAAAUGUAUGACAUAAAUCUCGAUAUAUGUCAAAUGAAAAUCUUUUAUUGAGAAUAUUUUUCAAAUUCGUCUAUCAUACUGAUGGGAUCCAGAGAUAUUCUCUCACUUAGAGAAUUACUCGAGAAAACUCGCAUUCACAAGCUUAUCAAGCAAAUACUAUCAUCAGAGAGAUCAUUUGUGAGUAAAAAUAUUUUCAUGAAUGCAAACCCUAGUACGAGUAAAAGUCUUUUAUUAAGAACAUCCUCCAAGCCCUCCAUCAUAUUAUUAGGACCUGAAGAUAUCCUUUCACUUAGAGAAUUUUUCGAAUAAACUUGCUUUUGUAAGCUUUCUCAAACAAUCCCAUCAUCAUGACCUUGACUCGCAUACAAAACUCGCAUACAAAAUAUAUCGAUAUAUUAUGACAUUUUGUAAUGCAAUAAUGGCUCAUGGCAUGCAAAAAAAAAAAAUCAAUAUUUAUUAUUAAUCGCUAUUACUAUAAUCCUAUCAUUUUUUAAAAUUUUUAUAUUGUU